CAAACCUCCCACGCAUACCCAUCACCCUCCCUGCCCUUUUUCCCAAUGCACACCGACUUUUCCCCGCCCCCCUUAACACCCAACACGAUCGAUCAUGGCAACCCCCAGGGAUGCCCCUCGAUUGACCAGGAUUCGCUAUGUUGGCGACGGCCUUGUCAUGUCGGCUAUAUUCACAUUUGACUUCAACGGCGGGUGCUUCGUCACUGUAUUGGCGAGUCCGACGGAUGAAGCUGGGGGCGAGGCUCUUGUCCCGGCCGAUUACCAAUUCGAUGAGUCUAUCGAGGGAAAGAUUCUGACAGAGCUGACUGACCUCACCUGGGGCACCGUCGAGGAGGUAAUGACAAAGAAGAAGGAAAUCAAGCGUCUCGAGCAGCAGCUCGGGGAGUUGGUUGCCGAUGUGUGCCGCCCGACCAUGCACCGCCUCAUGCACACGCCAAUUCCGGAGGCCCAAACAUUGGAGGACUACCUUUACCCUCAAACUUACAUGUUGCAAGUCGUCACCGACUCGGCAGGCGACAACCUGGCGUGCCGAACCUUGGACGGCCCAGGCCAUGCCGGGGUCCCCGAGCUCCAUCCGCCAAUAUCUGACGAAAGGCUUCGUGGAAUGGGUCUCGACCUGGAGGCGACCGACAUUCCGGUCGUUAAGCCACCGCAGAUCAUUUUGAACCGUCGUCUACAGGGCUUUGUCUGGAAAGUAACAAUCGAUGGGGAAGAGAUGAUUUGUAAGGUAUCGAUCGACGCCUUCGAGUAUGCAAUAGGCGACGAACUUGCGGCCUAUCUCAAAAUCAGAUCAGCUAGGGUGAAGUUAAGGGUCCCUGAAUUAAAGGGAAUCGUCCAGUCCCAUAGGGGAGUGAUUGGCAUCCUGCUUGGCUACAUCCCCCACAAGCACCACAACCUUCGCGCUUUGCUGGCCGAGACAAGUACUGCAGUAUCGAGCGAGACGACGACAGAACUCAGGUACAAAUGGGCAGCACAAAUUCGGGGGACGUUGGAGGAACUACACAGUCUAGGUAUUCUCUGGCGUGACAUCAAAACUGAUAACGUCCUUAUUGACGAGAAUGGGGAUGCGGUUGUUCUCGACUUUGGUGGCGGGAACACCAUGGGCUGGGUCGACCCCGAUAAGUACGGCACUAUGGAAGGCGACGAGCAGGGGCUCCUGAAGAUUAUGAAGGCGCUAGAAGUUGGGAUUUGAAUCACGAGACUCACACAACAUCCGGGUGUGUGCUUUGGGUAGGAGUACCGGUAUUAUUGUUUGGAUAAUAUAUCGAGCGGAGCUUCUUGCGUAGACACACAAAGCAAAAUUAUCGCCCUUCAGAACCACAAAUACCUAACAUAGGU
Molecule: messenger RNA, 1338 nt
Organism: Chaetomium fimeti
Lineage: Eukaryota; Fungi; Ascomycota; Sordariomycetes; Sordariales; Chaetomiaceae
Exons: 2
Coding region: 95-1192 (365 amino acids)
Biological process (GO): protein phosphorylation
Molecular function (GO): ATP binding; protein kinase activity
Source: RefSeq, a predicted model, not a curated record